AUGAGCUACGGGUCAAAUCUCUUAGCAGAAUAUCCAGCAUCAUACAAUCAAACAGUAUUGCCCAAUAUUGAGUCAAAUACACGUGCAGCUUUUGCAAAUCCCUAUCAAACAGAGAAUUCCUAUCGAAAUAAUGAUCCGAGAUUCAGUCAGGAAAGAGUGACGCAUCAACGACCGUCCGUGUCUCAAAGUUCUUCAAUAGCGAAUUCGCGAAAGCCAGUUCUGCCCAAUCAUCCUGUUCCUUCACUAAAUGAAAUGCCUGAGUAUGAAGAAAGUCUCGGCACAGCAUCAAGCGUGGCUCGUUCAAUUAAUAAAUUUCCUAAUGUUCAACAGAAUCAUCAACUAUAUACAAACAAUACCGAUCCAAAUCCAUCAUCUCAAUCGAAUCAACCUACAUUACAAACGAAAACGCCAAAACAAUCAACAUUACAUACUCAACCUAUUAAAGAUGUAAAUAGAAAGCCGACAACGAAUGGGACUUAUGAGGAUGAAAGAGCAAAUCUAUCGGUGCCUGUUGACGGAUGGGUAAAUGAUGCAAAGAAGAAACCCGUAGCAGACGGCAAAUCAACGAAACAAGCUUUGGCAGUGAAAACUGAACAUACGAGUCCAACCCAAUCUGAUAAAUCCAUACGUUCAAAACCGAUCGAAAACAAAGUCAAUCGAAAUAAAUCGAAAUCAUUCACUCAGCCAAUUAGUCGGGACAAGACCUAUGAAAUUCAAAACGAUCCAUAUUUUGACGAAAUCGACAGUGAAGAUGCGUCUCCACAUCAGCCAACAUCAACUAAACCAUAUCAUCAGCAAAAUCCAACAAAUCCGAAAACAUCUUUGUAUGAACCAUCAUCUUCGAAACGUUUACCAGGCGCCACGACAGCAAAGUCUUGGAAACGACAAGAUCAAACACAAUUUUCAUCGGAUUCACCACAUUUCGAUUUUACUCAAAGUGAAUUAAGUGAUCACGACAAUCUUCACAAGAAUGCAGAUGAACGUUUUCGUGAAGCUCUGCAAAAAUUACGUUCUGAUCGUGCUAAGCAACAAAAAGAAUUAAGUGAAACAACAGCGAAGCGCCUCCAGUACGGUGAUUAUAUUCGCCAUUCAACUCGAGAUGAAUUACUUCAAAGUGUGGUGAAAUCGCCAUCGUCGAACGGUUUUCUCGAAUUGAGAAAAGGCAAUCUGUUAUCGAUCUUCAAAGAAGAAAAAAAAGAACUCUAUGAUCAAUCACGGUCGUAUGCCGAGCGCGUCCGCUAUCGAAAUUAUGAUAAAUGGCAAGAAAAUGAAAUCGCUAAAUCCCUUCAGCAAAACGCUCUUCACAAAGAUGCUUCUCAAGAAACCGAGUCAAGUAAUCUAACUCCUCGUCAAAAAAUGAAAAAUGGUAGAACAAAAUCUAUUGAUCGUUCGCUGCAACGACACCGAUCAGAAAUAACGACACAAACCAAACAAAAAGAUGUUCGCGAUGCUAAUCAAAUAAAAGCAAACGAAAAAGUUCGAAAUGCGCUUCGCACUCGUCGACCGGAUGCCGACUAUGACAAUCUUGCUGAUUUCAAUGCCAAUCGAAAGAAAAUCGAUCCCGAACGAAAAAAGAAAAAAGUGAGCUAUGCAAAAUAUGAUUCCGUUGGACGAGAAACAAGUGGCAUAGAAGAUAAUGACGAUGAUUUUCCUAAUCGAACACCACGGGCAAUGCAUUUAAAACUGCGACAAGUUACCAGCAAUUUAUACACAAACGAAAACAACCGAAGAGAGCACGAGACAUUCUAUUGCGUUGGCAAAAGACACGCAGAAAUGAAUGCACUCGAAUCUGAGUACUCAUUUUUGGCACCAACAUGGAAGUUACCGACUGUUGCAACUCCGUCUAUAUAUUCGCGAACCUAUGGUAGUUCAUUUCUAACGCAUGAACCAACUUACGAUCUAGAUUGGAUCCUCUGGAAAAAUACAUUGUACAAUUCACGACCAAUUCCAUCGUAUCUCCUUUCAUCAAGAUCUAAUUACGAUUAUACCAUGCCAACGAAUCAACAACGACCUACACUUCCUGCUGUUUCUUAUUCCCAAGAAGAAGAACAACAGCAGCCACGAUAUUAUCAAGUACCCGGAGAACGUCCAAAAUUAUCCCAAUCAUUCCAAUAUAAACCACCGAAUGAUAUCUCUCAACAUAAACCCAAUCUCAAUGAAUCUCAAACUUUCGAACCGAAUGGCAAUCGGGAAUUAACAUAUUCCACGCCCGCUCCAAGUAAUCGUACGCAAACAUCAACACAAAAACGCCGUGUACAGAUAACGGAUCGGAAUAAUUAUCAACCUCCAUCCACAGCCAUUAACAAUCAUACAUCUGGGAGAAAUAGUUAUAAUUCUAAUCACAAUCAAACAAAAUCGAAAUCAUCUGGAACGAAUCAAGAGAAUCGUUUUGGCUAUACUGGAAAUAAUUUUAAUAUUCAUGAGUAUCUUUACGGUUUAUCGGCACCUGAUCCAGGUAGCUACGUCGAUGCUUUUCGACAACAUCAACGUCGUUUGCAAGAGGAGAAAUCAACUCGAAGAUACGUUUUGAACGACUACAGAAACUUUGUUCAAAAUGGCGGCUUUGGUCCGAUGUUUGGAAAUACGGACCAUCGAACAUUUACAGAAAAAGUAAACAAACAGGACCGACGAAAAGUCUAUUCAAAAGCUGUUCGAGAAACUAAUCAUAACAAAAUCGAAGCGCAAAGGCAAUCACAAACCGGUUACUCUCAACAACGAAACCCAAUUUCAUCGACGCCACGAUACCAACGGCACGAUGCCACUGAAUCUUACUUUUCGUCUGCACGAGAGGUUGAUACCAAACUAUCCUCUGAACCAUCUAUCAUUUUACCAAUAAUCACACCACUGUCAAACAAUGAGCGUCCGACGAAUUUAAGUGAUUUCUUACCUGCGGAGUUCGAUAUUAAUCAAACAAGACGUGUUUCAUCUUCGAAAACGGUACCACCGCCAAAACGUCGUGUUCGUUUUCAUCCCCAUGAAUUCGUUCGACGUCGGUCAAGUACAUUUACUGAAUUUCCUUCCUCGUUGGAAUCUACGCAGAGACAGAAUGUUGAACAUUUCCAAAAAUCUUCCAGUCUUUCAGCACACACGGAUCGCAAACAAAUAAACAGACAACGAAUGGGCUCAAACACAACGAAUCUAAAUAAGAAUGUGGAACCUCAGCCAUCCUCAAUUCCUCGAACAUCUUCCCGGAAAUUUCAACUCGAAAAUUUCGACUUUAAACUCAAUGUCGCUCCUCAUCGUGUCUAG
This is a messenger RNA of Adineta ricciae, 3249 nucleotides long. The record is from the annotation of a GenBank genome assembly. NCBI's taxonomy places the organism in Eukaryota, Metazoa, Rotifera, Eurotatoria, Adinetida, Adinetidae.